GAGGGCGCCGGCUCCCGCCUGCCACAUGUUGGGUGAUGCAGCACUUCUACUCUACUCCUCCUGGCUGUCACGCUGCUGCUGGUCUGUGCUGAGCGGCUGAAGAGAGAGAGAGGGAGGGUAGCAGCUUUGUAGUGUCCCAGCACAGCAGUGAUGUCUGUGCCGCACAGUGGGUCUCAUAGUUAGUCAUAGCGUGCAGGGGAGCCUAGAAACCCCUGUGCUCGCACACUAACAUCCGUAAAAGUUGCUCUCCCUGCACGGACUUCUAUCAGUGACAGCAGAAACGGAAAGUUUCUCUCUCUCUGCACUCGGGUUUCUCCCUCCCCCUCUACAGGCUAGUGCACGAGCUCUGCUGUUUUCAGUGCUUGGCCACACCUCCCGCCCCACCCCAUACCCCUGUAACAUCUACGAGCACUACAAUACUAACGGUGGGGACUGUAGCAUGCACUUGCUCCGGAUGCCACAGCUCCACUUUACACCUCUGCAUGCUUCUGAUGACGAGACUCCACGGGUUUGACAAGCCUUCUGAUUGUAAUCUACUCCUCCCUUCUCAAGCUCACAUCUUUCAUACAAGAAAGGGAUUGCGGAAGCAGUUUGUCGUAAGUGCAUGGAACUGCACUGAAGACAAUAAAGAGAUUAAUCUUAACUGAAAUGAGACAGAAACCAGGAAAAUAAUAGGGGAUUCCAUUUGUGAGAAAUGAUCUGCCUGGAAAAUGAACUCACGAUUGGCAAGAGUAGUUUUACUUUUGAUAGUCUUCAUUAUUUUCGUAGCUGCAUACUGGAGUGCAAAAGGACAGAUAAGACUUCUACCAGUAUUCCACAAAAGCAGCCAUGCAGGGACCCUGUGCCCUGACUAUGUUAUAAGCAGUGUCAAGCCAGAUACUGUGAUAUGGACAGCCCAUCCUAGUGCACGUUUAGGAAACAAAAUGGGGGAGUAUGCAGUACUCUAUGCUCUGGCAAAGCUUAAUGGACAGCAAGCCUAUGUUUUACCCACCAUGCACAGUGAGCUGGGAAAGAUAUUUAAGAUCAAGUUGCCCGUACUUCACCAAGACAUAGCAGAUCGUAUUAAAUGGAAGAGCUAUCAGUUGCGUGAUUGGAUGUCUCCAGAAUAUUCAAACAUCUCUGGACAAUACGUGAAGCUUUAUGGUACACCCUGUUCAUGGACCUUCUACCAUCACAUAAGAGAAGAGAUUCUACGAGAAUUCACUUUCCAUGAUAAUAUUAAGGAAGAGGCAAAUUCAUAUCUUGCAAAACUGAAAGGAGACCAGAAAAAUGUGACCUAUAUUGGGGUUCAUGUUCGCAGGGGAGAUUAUGUACAAGUUAUGCCUAAACUAAGGAAAGGUGUAGUAGCCGGCAGAGAUUAUAUGGACAAAGCCAUGGGCUAUUUCAGAAAUAAAUACAAGAACCCUCUCUUUGUGGUGACCAGUAAUGGCAUGGAUUGGUGCAAGAAGAACAUUGAUAACUCACUAGGGGAUGUUCACUUUGCAGGUGAUGGCCUGGAAGGGUCACCUGCCCGAGACUUUGCCCUCCUGGCACAUUGUAACCACACCAUAAUGACAAUAGGGACAUUCGGAUACUGGGCUGCAUACUUGGUUGGAGGGGAGACCAUCUACCUUACAAACUUUACUUUGCCAGAUUCUCCUUACCUUAAGAUUUUCAAGUAUGAAGCUUCUUUCCUUCCAGAAUGGAUUGGGAUUCCUGCAGACCUCUCCCCAGUCUUAUAAAAUAAAAGCCUCCAUAGUGAAUCUUCAUGAAAGGUUUUAAAAGGAGGCAAUCACGAGACAGCCUUUAGGGAUCCCCGCGGUCACAAUGCGAACGCCGGAAUCCCGACAGGUGUGAAAUGCCGCCACCGGAAUACCGACUCCACAGUCUUUUCUCCCUCUGUGGGUAUCCACGACACCCAUAGAAAAAAAAUAUAUCCUGUGUUGAACUCAGCAAGCCACCGUGCCCGUGGCGAGGCGAGCGCAGUGAGCCUGCAAGGGACUUUCUAGCGCUCGCCCCGCUGCCGGCAUACUGGUGGCCGGUAUCCCGCUGUCGGGUUCAUGACAGCCAGGAUCCUGGACACUGGUAAAAGGUAUGUAUUCUGUUUUAAAUACUGUGUACUACAGCAGCAGACAGGGCAUAUUGGGGGUAAUUUCAAGUUGAUCGCAGCAGGAAAUUUUUUAGC
Molecule: messenger RNA, 2164 nt
Organism: Pseudophryne corroboree (corroboree frog)
Lineage: Eukaryota; Metazoa; Chordata; Amphibia; Anura; Myobatrachidae
Product: galactoside alpha-(1,2)-fucosyltransferase 2-like
Exons: 3
Coding region: 711-1721 (336 amino acids)
Biological process (GO): carbohydrate metabolic process
Cellular component (GO): membrane
Molecular function (GO): galactoside 2-alpha-L-fucosyltransferase activity
Source: RefSeq, a predicted model, not a curated record